Puccinia graminis f. sp. tritici CRL 75-36-700-3 is the source of this 267-nucleotide messenger RNA. RefSeq lists its product as uncharacterized. Bases 1 to 267 code for a protein of 88 amino acids. The transcript has 4 exons. NCBI's taxonomy places the organism in Eukaryota, Fungi, Basidiomycota, Pucciniomycetes, Pucciniales, Pucciniaceae. The record is from RefSeq and is a predicted model, not a curated record.
AUGGCUGUAUAUACCUUUUUCUUCUUGAUAAGCCUGUCAACUCGCAGCUCUAUCUUGGCCAUUGACAAGCUGUGCUCGGCUGCUUUCACAGCGAAUAAAGACGAUUGCGCAAAAGCAAGGACCUUCAUUCCUUACACAGGCCCUGCUGACAAUCAAGUAUUUGAUUCAACAAACACGGUGCAAAGAACGAGUGGAAAAUGCAUGAUAUCAGUCAGUUCAAAUGGAGAUGUUGCAAAGCAGGUACAGCAACUGUUCAGGGAAAAGUAG